GACAGUGCUGGGGGAGUCCGAAGAUGGCGGCGUCGCGUCGCUCUCAGCAUCAUCACCACCAUCAUCAACAACAGCUCCAGCCCGCCCCAGGGGCUUCGGCGCCGCCGCCGCCGCCACCUCCCCCCCCACUCAGCCCCGGCCUGGCCCCGGGGACCACCCCAGCCUCCCCUACGGCCAGUGGCCUGGCCCCCUUCGCCUCUCCGCGGCACGGCCUAGCACUGCCGGAGGGGGAUGGCAGUCGGGAUCCGCCCGACAGGCCCCGAUCUCCAGACCCAGUUGACAGUACUAGCUGUUGCAGUACCACCAGCACAAUCUGUACCGUCGCCGCCGCUCCCGUGGUCCCAGUGGUUUCUGCUUCAUCUGCUGUCGGGGUCGCUCCCAACCCAUCCGGUGGUGGCGGUAACAACUCAUCGUCGUCCUCUUCUUCCCCGACUUCUUCCUCAUCUUCCUCUCCAUCCUCUCCUGGAUCGAGCUUGGCGGAGAGCCCCGAGGCUGCCGGGGUUAGCACCACAACAGCAUUGGGGCCUGGGGCGGCGGGACCUGGGCCGGGGGUCGCAGCAGUGAGCGGGGCCCUGCGGGAACUGCUGGAGGCCUGUCGCAAUGGGGACGUGUCCAGGGUAAAGCGACUGGUGGACGCAGCAAACGUGAAUGCUAAGGACAUGGCCGGCCGGAAGUCUUCUCCCUUGCACUUCGCUGCAGGUUUUGGAAGGAAGGAUGUUGUAGAACACUUACUACAGAUGGGUGCUAAUGUCCACGCUCGUGAUGAUGGAGGUCUCAUACCGCUUCAUAAUGCCUGUUCUUUUGGCCAUGCUGAGGUUGUAAGUCUGUUACUGUGCCAAGGAGCCAAUCCAAAUGCCAGGGACAACUGGAACUAUACCCCUCUGCACGAAGCUGCUAUUAAAGGGAAAAUCGAUGUAUGUAUUGUGCUGCUGCAGCACGGAGCGGAUCCAAACAUUCGGAACACUGAUGGGAAGUCAGCCCUAGACUUGGCAGAUCCUUCAGCAAAAGCUGUCCUUACAGGUGAAUACAAGAAAGACGAACUCCUAGAAGCUGCUAGGAGUGGUAAUGAAGACAAACUAAUGGCGUUACUGACUCCUCUCAAUGUGAAUUGCCAUGCAAGUGAUGGACGAAAGUCUACUCCUUUACAUCUAGCAGCGGGCUACAACAGAGUUCGAAUAGUUCAACUUCUUCUUCAGCAUGGUGCUGACGUUCAUGCAAAAGACAAAGGUGGACUUGUGCCUCUUCAUAAUGCAUGUUCAUAUGGACAUUAUGAAGUCACAGAACUGUUGCUAAAGCAUGGAGCUUGUGUUAAUGCUAUGGAUCUUUGGCAGUUCACUCCACUACAUGAGGCUGCUUCCAAGAAUCGUGUAGAAGUUUGCUCUUUGUUACUUAGUCAUGGUGCAGAUCCUACCUUAGUCAACUGCCAUGGCAAAAGUGCUGUGGAUAUGGCUCCCACUCCUGAGCUCCGGGAGAGAUUGACUUAUGAAUUUAAAGGUCAUUCCUUACUACAAGCGGCCAGAGAAGCAGACCUAGCCAAAGUUAAAAAAACACUUGCUUUGGAAAUCAUUAAUUUCAAACAACCUCAGUCUCAUGAAACAGCCCUGCACUGUGCUGUGGCCUCCCUACAUCCCAAGCGAAAACAAGUGACAGAAUUGUUACUUCGAAAAGGAGCAAAUGUUAAUGAGAAAAAUAAAGAUUUCCUGACUCCCCUGCAUGUGGCUGCUGAACGAGCUCACAAUGAUGUCAUGGAAGUUCUGCAUAAGCAUGGAGCAAAGAUGAAUGCACUGGACAGCCUUGGUCAGACUGCUUUGCAUAGAGCCGCCUUAGCAGGUCACCUGCAGACCUGCCGCCUCCUGCUGAGUUACGGUUCUGACCCCACUGUCAUCUCCUUACAAGGCUUCACAGCAGCACAGAUGGGGAGUGAAGCAGUGCAGCAGAUUCUGAGUGAAAGUACACCUAUACGCACCUCCGAUGUUGACUAUCGACUCUUAGAGGCUUCUAAAGCUGGAGACUUGGAAACUGUGAAGCAACUUUGCAGCCCUCAAAAUGUGAAUUGCAGAGAUUUAGAGGGCCGGCAUUCUACACCCUUACACUUUGCGGCUGGCUAUAAUCGUGUGUCUGUUGUGGAAUACCUUCUACACCAUGGUGCCGAUGUCCAUGCCAAAGACAAAGGCGGCUUGGUACCCCUUCAUAAUGCCUGUUCAUACGGACACUAUGAGGUAGCUGAGCUUUUAGUUAGGCAUGGCGCAUCUGUCAAUGUGGCAGACUUAUGGAAAUUUACUCCUCUACAUGAAGCAGCAGCUAAAGGAAAAUAUGAAAUCUGCAAGCUCCUUUUAAAACAUGGAGCAGAUCCAACCAAAAAGAACAGAGAUGGAAAUACACCUCUGGAUUUGGUGAAAGAAGGAGACACAGAUAUUCAGGACUUGCUCAGAGGGGAUGCUGCCUUGCUGGAUGCUGCCAAGAAAGGCUGCCUGGCAAGAGUGCAGAAGCUCUGUUCUCCCGAGAACAUCAACUGCAGAGACACCCAGGGCAGGAACUCCACCCCUCUGCACCUGGCAGCUGGCUACAAUAACCUAGAAGUAGCUGAGUAUCUUCUGGAGCACGGAGCGGAUGUUAAUGCCCAAGACAAAGGCGGUUUAAUUCCUCUUCACAAUGCAGCAUCCUAUGGGCAUGUGGACAUAGCAGCAUUAUUGAUAAAAUACAACACAUGUGUAAAUGCAACAGAUAAGUGGGCAUUUACUCCUCUUCAUGAAGCAGCCCAAAAAGGAAGGACACAGCUGUGUGCCCUACUCCUAGCACAUGGUGCAGAUCCAACUAUGAAGAACCAGGAAGGUCAGACACCUUUAGAUCUGGCAACAGCUGACGAUAUCAGAGCUUUGCUGAUAGACGCCAUGCCCCCAGAGGCCUUGCCUACUUGUUUCAAACCUCAGGCUACGGUAGUGAGUGCCUCUCUCAUCUCCCCGGCAUCCACGCCCUCCUGCCUCUCUGCCGCCAGCAGCAUAGAUAACCUGACUGGUCCUUUAGCCGAACUGGCGGUAGGAGGCGCAUCCAACACGGGGGAUGGCGCAGCCGGUGCAGAAAGGAAGGAGGGAGAAGUUGUGGGUCUUGACAUGAAUAUCAGCCAAUUCCUAAAAAGCCUUGGCCUUGAACACCUUCGGGAUAUCUUUGAAACAGAACAGAUCACACUAGAUGUGUUGGCUGAUAUGGGUCAUGAAGAGUUGAAAGAAAUCGGCAUCAAUGCCUAUGGACACCGCCACAAAUUAAUCAAAGGAGUAGAAAGACUUUUAGGUGGGCAACAAGGCACCAAUCCUUACUUGACUUUUCACUGUGUUAAUCAGGGAACAAUUUUACUGGAUCUUGCUCCAGAAGAUAAGGAAUAUCAGUCAGUAGAAGAGGAGAUGCAAAGUACAAUUCGAGAACACAGAGAUGGUGGUAAUGCUGGAGGCAUCUUCAACAGAUACAAUGUUAUUCGAAUUCAAAAAGUUGUCAACAAGAAGUUGAGGGAGCGAUUCUGUCACAGACAGAAGGAGGUGUCCGAGGAGAAUCAUAACCAUCACAACGAGCGCAUGCUGUUCCAUGGUUCGCCUUUCAUCAAUGCCAUUAUUCAUAAAGGGUUUGAUGAGCGACAUGCAUACAUUGGAGGAAUGUUUGGAGCUGGGAUUUAUUUUGCUGAAAACUCCUCUAAAAGCAACCAGUAUGUUUACGGAAUUGGAGGAGGAACAGGCUGCCCCACGCACAAAGAUAGGUCAUGUUAUAUAUGUCACAGACAAAUGCUUUUCUGUAGAGUGACCCUUGGAAAAUCCUUCCUGCAAUUCAGCACGAUGAAAAUGGCUCAUGCCCCUCCAGGACAUCAUUCAGUUAUUGGUCGACCGAGUGUGAACGGACUGGCUUAUGCUGAGUAUGUCAUCUACAGAGGAGAGCAGGCAUACCCAGAGUAUCUUAUCACAUACCAGAUCAUGAAGCCAGAAGCUCCUUCACAGACUGCAACAGCAGCAGAGCAGAAGACCUAGUGAAUGCCCACUGGUCAAGGCCGGAUCAGAUUUAAACCUGGGACUGGAUUACAAUUGAUUGCUUCCAACAAAAAACCAAUAUUCGCUAAAUCCGAGACAGCCUAGAAAUAAGCUGUUUGUCUUUUAUAAAGCAUUGCUAUAGUGAUGAUACAGUAUGAGUAACUGAUACGUACUCAACUGCUACUGUUCCCUUUGAGGAAAUGUUUACAGGGGCGGCCUUCUAACGUAUCUCAGGCUCAUUUUCACUGCAGUUAUCCAUUUCUAGAACAAUAUUGCUUUCAUCUAGACUUAGAAAUGGAAAAAAAAAGAAAACAUAACCAGUACUGUUCCAAAUGUUCAAAAUUCACACACUACACUUGUUUCAUUUGUUAUAUAUGGCACAUAUAUAACAAUUAUAUGCAUAUGACAGGCACAUUUUUUAUUUUUCUCCAAGUACACAUCAUUAGGUUUUGUUUUUCGUUUUGUAUUUGUUUUUUUUUGUUUGUUUGUUUGUUUUUUGGGUUUUAUUUUGUUUUUUGGUGACUUUGAAAAUGAGCCAGAGCCUUCUUGAGGAUAUUUUGCACAAAGUCACACUGACUAAAAUCAUUAGCAAUGCAACCCAAGCUUCUGACUAAGCAAGAUUUCGUUUCCUUUUUUUCCUUUACUUUGAUUUGCUUUAUUUUAUAUGUGUACUUUUUGUAAACAUAAAUUGAGAUGGAAAGGAAAAAAAUCAAGUUUUCAUUUCCUUUUAUUAAUUGGCCCAUCCUAAAGGGAAGGACACCAGCGCCAACCUGAUUCAGGAGCUCCUAAGGUCAGAGAAGUCAAAUGGUGAAGGCCACUUGCUCUUUCCAGCGCCAGGCAGAGAGGUUCAGGACCGUCCUGGGGCGAGGGAGGCACAGCCGGGAAGCUUUUCAGUGCUGCUGCUGAAGCUCAGGUUUGAAGUGACCGGCAAGGGCUGUAGAGGAGACGCAGCGCUAAGGACCGAGGAACAUGGUGGUUCUGUGACAUAGCAGCGGAAAAGGAGCAAGGGAAUCCAGCAGAUAAUAAGUGCUGCUCUCUGCUUAAUCGAGACCACUGGAAUUGCUGCCCCCAAAAUGAGCUGCCUUAUUUCCAAUUCAGUGGAAUGAUUGUAUUCCAUUAGAGUCACAGAAUAUUACUUUAUCAUUUCAAAAACUAGGAAUUAAAUCAUUUAGUGGGUAGAUAUACACAAUUGCAAGAACUUUUUUAUUUUCUUACCUGCAGAUUUGGGGUUUGAGUGAAGUGCUUCAAAUAGUUUUUGUAAGUCCUUACACUAAAAUUUUAAACCAUUUUGUCAAACUUAAUAUAUUUAGACAAGGAGAACAAAAAUUGAAACCAAAGCCCUUUCAUUUUUUUUUUUUUUUUUAAUGAAUGUGAUGGAGAAAUAUCAUACUGUUUUCUUUGUAAAAUUGCUACUUUAUUUUGCUUAUUUUAAUCUACAUUUGCCAAGUGCACAUUGACACUUGUAAAAAAUUAUCCACUUUAGUUCUUAGCUUGCCCUCUUCACCUUAACUGGAUAUUGAAUCGAGUGCGUGAACUUAUUUGCUUUGACGUGCUCUUCAUCUGCUCAGCUUUGAAGCAAAAGUAACUUGAACAUGGUGGAAAAAUAGGGAAAACUGUGUGACACAAACUUCCCAUUUCAACUUAAAGCCGGAAACUAAUUGGGUUUUUUGAUGCAGGCUGAUUAAGCUGUGACCGCAUUUAAUCUCCUCAAGAAAAAUAAAAUGGUUACAUGCAAAAACUCUGAAAAUAGGCUCUUAAAAUAUACAGUUGCUUUCUUUUUUGGCUUGAGUCCAAUGCUAGAACUAGGCCUCCAGAACUAGCUUGCGUUUUGUAGCUAGAUCUUGCGUGGGUCCUCACAUGAAAUCAAGAAUUGGCCUCAGUUGUUGCUUCUGUUGAAGUUUUUAGUGACCCAAACUGGGUUUGUGUCUUGGCUACUUGUUUAAGAGCUCAUGAAUUCCACAUGAAACCCCAAAGUUUGAUAUUCAUUAAGAGGAUUUUUUUCCCCUCCUUUUUUGUUGUGUGUAACAGAAGAUUGAAGGACUUGCCAUCUGCAUAGUUUCAGUAGCUGUGAAAGUAUUACCUGCCUCCCCACUAAGAUAUAGUUUAAAAUGGUAAACACAGUUGUGAUUUUUAGUUAAGUAAAAGAGUUAAUGUGGGGUAGAUAUUGAAAGCUUUUUAGCAUCAAUAAAAAGAUAAGCCACUACUCAAUUGUGGUUGUACAUCGUUUCCAUUGUACUAACUAGAUUAAUGGAUGUGCCAGUUUUAAACUUGGGCCUUACACUUGAGAAGUUAUAACUGUGGUUCAGUAUUCAAACUGCCAGUUAUUAUGCAUUUGAUGUUCUGUGUGCCAAGUAAAGGUACUGUAUAAGGAAUACAUUUGCAGUGGUCCUUUUCUUGUCGUGAUUCAAGUAUAUAAUAGUUCAUAGAAGAAUAUACGUAUGUUAUUCAUCUGCUAAAGAGAUUGGGUUAAUUGACACAUCAGAGGAGCCAAAUACAUUUUUUUAAUUUUUGACCCAAAGUCAUCAUGAUUGCACUUAAAAGUUAGCAAAAGUUGAUUACAUUAGGAAUUUUCAUCUGUAGCAGUGUGAAGAACCUUUGGAAUAUAAGAGCAUGGCAGUAAAAUAGGCUAAAAUCCAUUUAAUUUCUUCCAUAUGCACUAUAUAGAGCUAACAAGUUAAGAGAGAGCCAAUAUAGCCUCCCCUGAAAUGGCCCCUCUGUUUCCCAAACUGUGUGGAAGAAAGAAUCUGGACAUCUCCACCAGCUUUAUGCGCAUUCUAAAAUCAAAGGGCUUCUCGACCUAAUGGUUCCAGUUUACCAGGCUUUGGCCAACUGGAUACUUGCCUCAGGCAUAAAUUAAGUGCUCUGGACUGAGCACUUCCUCCUUCCCUUUUCUCCAGAUUGCUAGUCUGAAAGUAUAAUUAGCUCCAGCAGUUACCUUUGGCCCAACUCAUCUUUCUCCGCUUUUCAUCUUGGGUCUUGCAAAAAGGAGACUGUUCCUCUCUCUGUUCAUAUCACAACCACAGAAAUGAGUAUUAGGCAUCAUGUGCUCUGCUCAAAGAUUCUGCCACUUUGUUAAUAAAUUACAGCAUGAAGCCCAGAGUUUUAAUCCUAUGCAAAAUAAUAGCAGUACAACCAGGAUUUUUAUUUACAAUUUCCUUCUUAGAGUGUGGAAUUUAUAGCUUUUCAAGCAACAUAAGUAGAAUAAACAAUAUUAGGAUGUUUUCAUGAAAUAGCAUCCUUGUGCUCCUUUGAGCUCGGUGUUAGUGGCUAGACUAAUUUCCCUUUGCUUUCAAAAUAGCAGAGUGUUGAAAUAUACAGAGAGAUGCCUGAAUAUGACAACUGAAGUAAUCUAGAUUAAUAUUCUAUUGUUAUAGCCAUUAUACAAAAAAAUAAAAUCUUCGAUUUAAGCUGGAGGACAGCCUUAGAGUUUAGUAAGUUGCUAGGUUUUUCUCUUUUUCAAUGUAUCUUCCAGUUGCACAAAGGGUUAUUGGACAUUGCUCACCUACCUGUUUUAAACAUGCACACUAACUAGACUCCUAUCAAUGGCCUUUCAAAAAGGAAAUGGGGUGUAUUUGUAAGCACGUUUCUCCGGUAUGUCCAGAUCCCAUUUGUAUGAUAUCUGCGAUUAACAGUCUUCUGACUGUGUUUUCUGUUGGCCUAACUAACGAUCUUGAAUAAAACUACAGACUUCAGUCAUUCAGGGAACACUCAGAACUGACAUUAAGAUGGCGUUUAACGUGUCAGAUUUCUUUGAAGACUAACUUUGUCUGAUGUCAAAUCAAUGGCAGAGGAAUGAAAAUAAUUGUCAAAGUGAUACUGAGCUUUGGUUGGACAUUUUUAGCAUUUGAAAAGGAAAUGCAUUCAAAAAAUACUACCCCAAACAGAGGCUUUCUUUAGGUACCUUGUGCAUUCUGAAAUUAAUAGACUAUUAAAUUUUUUUUGAGGAAGCCUUAACUAUGGCAGAAACUUUUUAACCUUUUGUAUUGUAAUAAGUUAAAAAAAAAAAGAAGUAAUUCCAUUUCUUAGUGUGUGACAGGCAUCCGUGAGUCAGACAUGUCUCCAUGUAUCUCAUACCUGUGAAGCUUUUUUUAUGAGGGCAGAUUUCACAAGCAAUCCUCCCUCCCAUGCAACAGAGCUGAUAUAAUGAAUCCAGUCCAGUCUCUCUCUAUCUGAGAUUCUUCAGAUACCAGAUCUCCUCGUUUGGAGAAAUGCUAGAAAAAAUUUCAAAACCUAUUAAUUAGUGUCUGUGGGGAUACAGCAGAACUCCAAGUGAAGCCAUGUAGAAUCUGGGUGGUAUGUAAGCUGUUUUUUUUUUCAUCAUUUUAAAAUAUAAGCUAUGGUGAUACUAAAGUGAAGAUCAGUAGAGAGCUUACGGUGCCACGUACCCCGAAAGACCCAAUAUGGUCAUGGAGUGACCAGUUUUCUACAGCUGCCAGAGAGUUCUGCCCUUCAAAAUAACAUUUGCAUUGCUGAGAUGAUUGUAUUUUUGCCUCUUUAUUUUUCCACAUUUUCUUUCCUGCUUUAUACUUCCACGUUCCCACACCCAUCCUGCCACCCAUCUUUUCAAACAUUGCUCUCAUGCUCCAGAAUUCAGAUCAUUUUCUUAGUUUUUCCAUCCAUCUGCCCAUUUCUGCAGGCAGCCCUGAGAGCUCUUUGUUGAUUCAGAGGGUUUGUAGACAAACGCAGUCAAACCCUACCCCCGCUCCCCCAGGGUUCAAGACGAAAAGAUAAAAAACACAUCUCUGUUGGUAAUAAAGUUGAUAUUGAAUUAUGGAAAAACAACAACAA
This is a messenger RNA of Trichechus manatus latirostris (Florida manatee), 8798 nucleotides long. It is a transcript of the gene TNKS, whose product is annotated as tankyrase. NCBI's taxonomy places the organism in Eukaryota, Metazoa, Chordata, Mammalia, Sirenia, Trichechidae. The transcript has 27 exons. Gene Ontology annotation, cellular component: ciliary inversin compartment. Gene Ontology annotation, biological process: protein localization to ciliary inversin compartment. Bases 24 to 4010 code for a protein of 1328 amino acids. Gene Ontology annotation, molecular function: NAD+ poly-ADP-ribosyltransferase activity; protein binding. The record is from RefSeq and is a predicted model, not a curated record.